AGUCCUUGUGGUGUAAGAAUGGCUGUCUGGUUGUGGAUCCGCUGUAUUUUAGGGCCUCAUCUGCAACGAAUUCACCGUCCAGUGGAUCAACCUCGGCCCGAAGGCCGGGCGACAAGAAGGCAGGGAUGGAGCUACCAACCUUCGACUCUGGAGAGGCACACAGACAGCAUCCUCGGUUGGGCUUCAGCACUGUGGUCCCUGUCUUACUACAGCUCCCCUCUGCUGCUCUGCUAUCUCUACAGGAAAGGUUACAUCUGCAGCAGUAAGCUGGUUCCUGUCAGUCAGUAUGUGGGAACUGUACUGGUGUGUCUUAUUGGAGUGGCUUGUCUUCGAGGGUUUGGGAGGUGGAAAAACUCAGAAUAUCUUCAGUUCAUCACUAUUCUUGAAGAAACCAAGAAGGAGCACACACCAGCAAACAAAAAAAACGUGAGGUGCUAUGACUUUGACUUCUCACACUGGCCUUCGGAUUUCAGCUGGACAGAAGUCAGCAAUCCGAAACUUUCCAAGGCUGGUGUUUCUCUGCUGAAGCCAGAGCCCAGAUUAAGAGGAGCAGCAGACAGUGUCCUGAACUCUGUACGCACGCUACCAUGCCACAUCAUCAGCUUCCUAAUUUCCCACUCAUUUGGGAGGAGGAUGCUGUACCCAGGCUCUGUGGGUUUGCUGCAGAAAGCCAUGAGGCCCAUGCUCCAGCAAGGCCAGGCUAGGUUAAUAGAGGAGUUUGACGGUCAAAGGAACAAGCUGGUGGCGUGCGAUGGUAAUGAGAUUGACACAAUGUUUGUGGAUCGUCGGCGAGAUGGAGGACAGAAAGGCCAGACUCUGGUUAUCUGCUGUGAGGGGAACGCAGGCUUCUAUGAGGUGGGCUGCAUGAACACUCCACUUGAGGGUGGAUACUCUGUUCUGGGCUGGAAUCACCCUGGCUUUGGAGGUAGUACAGGAGUGCCAUUUCCCCAGAAUGAGGCCAAUGCCAUGGAUGUAGUUAUCCAGUUUGCAAUGCACAAGUUGGGCUUUGAGCUCAAAGAUAUUGUGGUGUAUGCCUGGUCCAUUGGAGGAUUCACAGCCAGCUGGGCGGUAAUGUCAUACCCAGAGAUUCAAUCAGUAGUGUUAGAUGCAUCCUUUGAUGACCUUCUGCCUCUGGCCCUCAAGGUCAUGCCUGACAGCUGGAGGCCUUUGGUGCAGCACACAGUCAGGCAGUACAUGAACCUCAAUAACGCUGAGCAGCUUCUCAAAUACCAGGGUCCCGUCCUUCUGAUCAGGAGAACAAAAGAUGAGAUCAUCACAACCACGGGGCCAGAGGACGUCAUGUCUAACAGAGGCAACGACCUCCUGCUCAAACUGCUACAAUUCAGGUACCCAAAGAUAAUGUCAGAUGAAGGAAUUAGAGCUGUCAGACAUUGGCUUGGGUCUUCUAACCAGUUAGAAGAAGCGUCCGUGUACAGCAGCUACGAGGUGGAUGAUGACUGGUGUGUGUCUGUGCUGCAGUCGUAUCAGGCAGACAGAGAUGUUGUGUUUCCAUGGAGUGUUGGUGAGGAUAUGACUCCAGAGGGAAGGCGGCAGCUGGCUCUUUUCUUGGCACGGAAGUACAUGCGAAACUUUGAAACAACACACUGCACUCCUCUCCCCGCCUCUGAGUUUCAGCCACCCUGGAGACUGUGAAGAAACAGAGGGAUGGAUGAGGGGAAAUGAACAGAGGAGAUUCAGAUGGCCUGUGGUCAGAGUGUGUUCCUGGCAUGGUGUGAAUGUAUAACUGUGAUUUUGUUCCAGAUAUUUUUUGCCCUUAAGUAAUAUUUGUUAACUUUAGUGUUGCUGUGGGAGCAUCUGGAAAGAUCCAAUCUACUAACGCCCCCAUCCAAAAAAAACCUGUAAAAUAUGGUUUAUGUUUUCCUUUCCGAGGUUAGUGUUGAGUCACACUUUUCAGUGUUUGUCCUCUUUUUUUUUAAAGGAUGCAUAAUAUGUGGAUGCACAAGCCAACUCACUCCUUCCAUUGUUCUGUCUUUGGCUGCAUUUAUAAAGAAGCAACUCUACAUAGACAAGCACUAUGAUAAUUAAAUAGCAUAAUAUAAUCCUAUCAGAAUCCAGUAGGAGGGUUUUUAAUCUUUAAAAAUGCAGCCAAAGUGUAAAAGCUUUCAGUUUUUUAUUUUGUGUUCACUGUCUUUAAGGAAAAAGCUGUAUCUGAAAUUAAGCUCUACAUGUCCUUUCAUGUAUGCUGAAUAAAAAUGUUUGACAUAA
This is a messenger RNA of Cheilinus undulatus (humphead wrasse), 2226 nucleotides long. RefSeq names its product abhydrolase domain containing 16A, phospholipase (gene abhd16a). The coding region runs from base 19 to 1653 and encodes 544 amino acids. The record is from RefSeq and is a predicted model, not a curated record. Lineage: Eukaryota; Metazoa; Chordata; Actinopteri; Labriformes; Labridae. Gene Ontology annotation, molecular function: monoacylglycerol lipase activity; glycerophospholipase activity. Gene Ontology annotation, biological process: phosphatidylserine catabolic process; monoacylglycerol catabolic process. Gene Ontology annotation, cellular component: endomembrane system. The transcript has 20 exons.